CGUGGGCCUGCGUCAGGACGCUGGUGUCCAGCCGUGCGGGGCUGUGGGGGAGGGCAGGCCGAGGAGGAGGAAGGAAAAGAAAGCGAAACACCCGCCGCGCGCCAUUUGGGAUUCGGGUGGCUGCGGCGGAACGCGCUGCCCUGGGCGGCCAGGGCUGGGAGCGGCGCCUGCCCGCGUGAGGGGCGGCCGCGGGCCCCUCUGCCCUCCGUAAACCCUCGCUCGUCCCCCUGGAGCUUUUGGUGGGCUCGUCACGGUGAGCAGCCCCGCCGCUGGUAACGAUGACGCCGCAGGAUGGCACGCAGCGAGGGCGUUAGAGCGUUAGCUGCGAAGGGAGCGCUUUCUUGUUAAAUUUUCGUGUUUUCUUGAAGCGGCAGAGACGAGGGGGGAUCCCAUUUUUACCCUUUGCUUUUUCAGGGUCACAGAAUACUUUUCUCCAGCCACAGUAAAAAUACAGUCCUAGUGACAUGUAGGAUGACUUGCAUUUCUGUGUAUUUGAUUUUUCUUUUUUUUAAGAUAUGAGUACUUUGUAAAUUAGGUUAACUCUAAUAUUAGGGAAUGUUUUAAAAAGCUAACUCCAGCAGUGAUAUUCAGCCAGUUCACACGUCUCCACUGAAAUUUUUGCACUUUUGGUUUUGAAGAGGAUAUUUUUAAAGAAGAUUUAUUAACGUAUGAGGGAGAGAAACACGUCCACUGGUUCGCUCGCUAAAUGGCGGCUGGGGCUGGGCCAGGCUGCAAGCAGGAGCUUCUUCCGGGUCUCCCACGAGUCGUGCACAGGAGACAAUGUCUGGAAGCUUCUACUUUGUCAUUGUUGGCCACCAUGAUAAUCCUGUUUUUGAAAUGGAGUUCUCACCAGCCGGGAAAGAGGAAUCCAGAGAUGAUCACCGCCAUCUGAACCAGUUCAUAGCGCAUGCGGCCCUGGACCUGGUGGAUGAGAGCAUGUGGCUGACCAACAGCAUGUACUUGAAAACUGUGGACAAGUUCAACAACUGGUUUGUGUCAGCGUUUGUCACUGCAGGGCAUAUGAGAUUUAUUAUGCUUCACGAUAUAAAGCAAGAAGAUGGAAUCAAGAACUUCUUUACUGAUGUCUAUGAUGUCUACAUGAAGUUUGCAAUGAACCCGUUUUAUGAACCCAAUUCUCCUAUUCGGUCAAGCGCAUUUGACAGGAAAGUUCAGUUUCUUGGGAAGAAACACCUUUUAAGCUGAAUGCAGAAGAAUCCUGAAACAAACUAUAUUACCGCAAUGGGGUAUACUCAGAAGUGUGUAUAUUGUAAGAAACUUGAAUAAAUAGCCUGGAGAACUUCAGUUUGUAGUCUGUUUAUUUAAGCAUAAUGUAAUGGAAUUCCUUCCAUAAUUAAAAAUAGUACAUUCUGUUUCAUGUCACUUAUCCACUUACUAUAUAUGUCGUAUGGGCCCAUGAAUAAAAUUAUAUCAAAGAACUCUUUAUUA
Molecule: messenger RNA, 1446 nt
Organism: Ochotona curzoniae (black-lipped pika)
Lineage: Eukaryota; Metazoa; Chordata; Mammalia; Lagomorpha; Ochotonidae
Product: trafficking protein particle complex subunit 2
Exons: 2
Coding region: 781-1203 (140 amino acids)
Biological process (GO): endoplasmic reticulum to Golgi vesicle-mediated transport
Cellular component (GO): cytoplasm; nucleus; TRAPP complex
Source: RefSeq, a predicted model, not a curated record